Messenger RNA from Erigeron canadensis, 2536 nucleotides. Its product is annotated as serine/threonine-protein kinase ATG1c-like. Gene Ontology annotation, molecular function: ATP binding; protein serine/threonine kinase activity. The coding region runs from base 75 to 2258 and encodes 727 amino acids. The record is from RefSeq and is a predicted model, not a curated record. Gene Ontology annotation, biological process: peptidyl-serine phosphorylation; autophagy. The transcript is spliced from 13 exons. Gene Ontology annotation, cellular component: cytoplasm. Lineage: Eukaryota; Viridiplantae; Streptophyta; Magnoliopsida; Asterales; Asteraceae.
AUACAUACAUGAAUUUGUAGCUAUAUAUAAUCUUAAUAUAUAUAUACACUUGAACUCAAAGUUAGGGUUUGAUUAUGAUGGCGCAAUCAUCAUCAUCAUCACCACCACACAGAGUUCGAUCGGUCGGAGAUUACUUAGUCGGAAAACAGUUAGGAUCAGGCUCGUUCUCAGUGGUGUGGCACGCCAAGCAUAAAAUCCAUGGAACUCAAGUUGCUAUCAAGGAAAUUCUUCUCGGAAAAAUGAAUAAUAAGAAGUUAGAAGAGAGUUUGAUGUCUGAGAUUGAUAUUCUGAAAAAUAUUAAUCAUCCGAAUAUCAUCCGGCUUCUCGAUAUGAUCAAAGAGCCUGGCAAGAUAUAUCUGGUGCUGGAAUACUGCAGAGGAGGUGAUUUAUCUGUGUUCAUACAAAAGCGUCAUGGUAGAAUCCCCAAGUCAACGUCAGUGCACUUCAUGCAGCAGUUAGCUGCUGGUUUGAAAGUCCUUCGUGAUAAUCAAAUUAUCCAUAGAGAUCUAAAACCACAGAAUCUCUUACUUUUCACGAAUGAGGACAAUUCAACAUUGAAGAUUGCAGAUUUUGGCUUUGCAAGGUCUUUGCACCGAGGUCUUGCUGAAACUUUAUGUGGUUCGCCACUUUAUAUGGCACCGGAGAUAAUGCAACUUCAUAAGUAUGACGCUAAGGCAGAUUUAUGGAGUGUUGGUGCUAUUUUAUUUCAACUUGUAACCGGGAGAACACCAUUUACUGGAAACACUCAGUUUCAGCUACUCCAAAACAUCCUGAAAUCAACUGAAUUACAGUUUCCUCCUGAUGCGAGGGACCUAAGCCCCGACUGCAUGGAUCUGUGUCGUAAAUUACUGCGACAAAAUCCAGUGGAAAGGCUGACUUUUGAGGAGUUCUUCACACACCCGUUUUUCAGCCAAACUAAACCUGAUGAAUUGCCAAGAGAUAGGAGGCCACGAAGAACAGAUGGUUUUUCUUUUUCUAAAAGCCCAACAUUUAAGAACAGAGAAGAUAAUAGUCAGGAUGAUAAUUUACCAUUUACUCUAGAUGAUGAUUCCAAUGUUCCUGAUGAGAAUACUUCUUUUGUUCGGAAAGUGCCUCUCAAAUCUACAUAUGGGUUUUCCCUAGAUACCAAAACUACUAGAAGAGACCCGUCGAAAGACAUGGAGAUUUCUUCCAGAUAUAGCAGUUUUAGACACAAACCGGAUAUUAAUGGUUUUGCACCUGUAAAUCGUAGAUCAUCAGAAGGAAACCUGAAAGAAUCUUUGAGAUCAAAUGACCACAAACAAGUAGAAACGCGUUCCAGAGUAGUGGACUCAUUGGAGUUGAUUGAUCAGGAUUAUGUUAUUGUAUCUGGUCCACUGGGGGAUACAUCUUCCCUGGCUAGUGUACCUAAGGUGGGCCAGUUAGCUUCCAAAUCACCUUCUAGGAAUAUUCACUCAACAUCUAGUGCACCUUUGCCCAUCAUUGGUGGUGUCGCUAGUAAAGUCGGCUGCGCUGGUAGCUUUGAAAGUCAAUGCUCUGCACCCUCUGGGACUUCUCAUGGAUCAGUUGAUAUAAUUGAUGCUUCUGAACAGCCAUCAACUGACAGCAUAACAAGAAUCAAGUCAUUGCAGGAUUGUGCAUCCGCCAUCUCUGAGUUGGUCAAUGACAAGAUUGAGGCCGGACACCGACUAGAAGCAUUUUCAAUUCAGCUUGUGAUCCUUGCUAUAUGGAAGCAAGCAUUGGAUAUAUGUCAUACACAAGCUGCUUCAGCCAUCAAAGGAAGUCCAACCCAAGAAGUAGCAACUUUGAACACGACGACCACCAGUAGAGGACUUAACAGUCCUGAUAUUCAAGAAUGCCUGGGAACUGCCAAGUCUCCCCAGGAUGUUUGCUGUCAUAUUGAGAGAAUAUUUCUCAGUGAGGUUGAAAAUGCUGAGGAACUUGCCAAAGUUAUAGAACCUGGAAAUGUCGGGAUGCCAGACGCAAUGGAAGCAAUAUUUCAGGCUGCCCUCAGUCUUGGCCGACAUGGAGCGGUCGAUGAGUACAUGGGUUUUACUGAAAAUGCAGCAACAUUUUAUUCAAAAGCAGUGCGACUGCUACGUUUUCUUCUAGUGGAAGCACCUUCACUCAUUCUUAAUCCUCCAUUCUCUAUCACAAACUCAGACCGUUAUAGGCUUAGAACAUAUAUUGAUGUUCUUAACAACAGACAAAGCCAUUCAAGAUCCCAACGGAUUACACUCCUCAAGGGUGGUGGUGAUUACCAUUCGCCAUCAACUUGAACUGUAUAUUUACCAUGCUUUGUAAAAUUCUUUGUUGUACAGCUAUUCUUUAUGUGCCUGGGAUUUAAACUUGGUUUCUGCCCCUAUGUGGGCUUGGUGGGGGGUUCAUAUUCAACAGGUUUAGACUGAUAGCCGAAACAGGCAGGAAAGGCAGAAAAAAAAAAUGAAAGAAAAGAAAAUUACAAAAAGAUGGAAUUUGGGAGCCUGAACAAUUGGUUUCGAUUUGCAUGUAGUCUAUGUUCAAGUAGUUUCUAACUUCUAAUUAACCUGUUAUCAUA